Pristis pectinata (smalltooth sawfish) is the source of this 2404-nucleotide messenger RNA. RefSeq names its product exostosin-like glycosyltransferase 2 (gene extl2). Gene Ontology annotation, molecular function: glycosyltransferase activity. The transcript has 4 exons. NCBI's taxonomy places the organism in Eukaryota, Metazoa, Chordata, Chondrichthyes, Rhinopristiformes, Pristidae. The record is from RefSeq and is a predicted model, not a curated record. Bases 81 to 1061 code for a protein of 326 amino acids. Gene Ontology annotation, cellular component: membrane.
GCGGGCGUUUGGCCGCGCAUGCGCUCUGCGGGCUCAGGUGUGAGCUGCGGCUGUGGUUGUGACUGUGGGGCCGCUGUGUCAUGAGAUUUACAAGGCGAUUGUUUGGUGGUGGGACUCUUCCCUCGUAUUUAGUGAUGGCUGUUCUAAUUGUCCUUAUCGUGGGAGCUGUCUUGACCACAUUAUUGCCCAAAGUUGUGGAAAGUGGAGCUACUAUGGUCCGUAGAGAGCAGGAUGAGCAGAGAAUCGAUAUUCGUAAUUCCUUCACCAUUGUCAUGCAGUCCUACAACAGGACAGACCUGCUUCUUAAACUGCUGAAUCAUUAUCAGGCCAUUCCAAAUCUGCACAAAAUCAUUGUAGUCUGGAAUAGUGUUGGAAUAAAACCACCAAAAGAUGUAUGGGAUUCACUGGGGCCACAUCCCAUCCCAGUUAUUUUUAAGGAGCAGACGGUGAAUAGAAUGCGGAAUCGACUGGAGCCAUUUCCUGAGUUGGAAACCAAAGCUGUUUUGAUGGUUGAUGAUGAUAUUUUAAUUAGUGCCUACGACCUUGAUUUUGCCUAUUCUGUGUGGCAGCAAUUCCCAGAUCAAAUAGUGGGCUUUGUCCCUCGAAAGCACGUCACAACUUCUUCAGGAAUUUAUAGCUAUGGCAGUUUUGAGCUCCAGAAUGCAGCAGGUAGAAGUGGUGACCACUAUUCCAUGGUGCUAAUUGGAGCGGCAUUUUUCCAUACUGGUUACCUUGAGAAAUUUAAAGUCCAGCUCCCAGCUGUCCACACUUUAAUAGAUAAAACACAAAAUUGUGAUGACAUUGCCAUGAACUUCAUUGUUGCAAAGUACACUGGGAAGCCAUCAGGAGUGUUUGUGAAGCCAGUGGAUAUGAGGAAUCUGGAAAAAGAUUCCAACAGUGGUUUCAAUGGGAUGUGGCACCGUGCAGAGCACCUGCUUCAAAGGUCAUGGUGUUUGAAUCAGUUGGCUGCUAUCUAUGGCAGCAUGCCUUUGAAAUAUUCCAAUAUCAUGAUCUCACAGUUUGGAUUUCCUAACUAUGCAAAUCACAAAACAAAAAGCUGAAGGAUAGUUUUGAACAACUACUAGUGCAUUAGUUGUGAUUACAAAUAUUAUGCUGCAAGGUGGAGAUUGGACACAAAGAUUGGCCUCUGAUUUUUGGAAGCAGUGAUGCUUUUCCCCUGCCUGUCCAGCACUAGGAGUGAAUAUUUUGCUUCCACGUUUCAUGUGCAGGUAACAUUAAUGGGGCAGAUGCUGUAUUGUGUUACUCUUUAGAUUUUACAACUGCUGUAAGCCUUCCUGUAACUGUCCUGCAAAUGCUUUAAUUGUGAGAGCAUAUUGCUAUUUUACCAAUUACCUUUACUAUUUCUGUCUGUGAGACAGUCAUGGUCUUAUAGAGUUAAAACAGCUAUUGCAGUUAGUGUGUGGAGUAGCCAAUUUUGUACUGUUACAUCAGCGUUUUUGCCAAUGAUUGAUGGACUGUUCUACUCACUGUUAAAAUACUUUGAAUGGUUAUAUCUAUAAUUACUUUGCUUCAGUGGAUCUGUUUUAUUUCACUCCAGUCUUGUAAUUUUUAAAAAAAAGGUAUUAUUGUUGACUUCAAUGUGCUUGUAUAUUCUCAGGAUACUAUUAUGUGUAUACACUUAGUGAAUUAAUAAAUCUUGCAUAAUGCGGGACUAUACCUUCCUCUCUCUUUCUGGUUUUCACUUUUUCUCUCUCCUCGAAUUCCCCCUAUCCCAUGCUCCAUCUCUCUAUCACUUCACAUUUGUUGCUUUCAUGUUGUUUGGAAGAAGAGAGAAAACUCUGCUUUGAAAUUAUUUUGAAUUCUUUUUCCUUUUCCCUUUAUCACUCCCGAAGUCUUCUAACUGUUUUCCUGAGUCGUCAGCUCCCGGCACUGUUCUGGUGUAGCUUUGAAAAAACUAUGAACGAUGCAAUAUUUUUAAUUUUCAUUUUAUUGAUAAGGUGGUAGCAACCUUCAUGUAGUCCUCCUGUUAGCAUGUUUUCUUUCCCCCCUGAUAACUCUACCAAGGGAGUACCAUAAAGGAACUGUAGGUGGUAGUGUUUCCGUGCAAAUGCUGCCCUUAUCUUGGGCAGUGGUGGUCACAGUUCUGGGAGGUGGUAUUGCAGAAGACUUUGUGAAUAUCUGCAGUAAAUACUUUAGAUGAUAUGUACUAACACCCAUGGUAUGCAGGUGAUGGAGGAAGUAAAGAUUUCUGAUGCUGACUGGGAUUACAAUAAAGUGGUCCUGGUUAGAUCACACUUCCUGUGGAGCUACCCUUGUCCAGCCAAGUGCAAACUUAAGAUUUCUGUGAAGGUGUAGAAACUUUGGGGAGUCGGGGUGUGAGUCACUGGUUGCGGGAUAUCCAGCCCCUGACCUAAUGGCUACAGUAUUUAUGUGUAAGUUAAAU